This is a messenger RNA of Diabrotica balteata, 2332 nucleotides long. NCBI's taxonomy places the organism in Eukaryota, Metazoa, Arthropoda, Insecta, Coleoptera, Chrysomelidae. The record is from the annotation of a GenBank genome assembly.
GAACGAAUAACACGUGGUUUUAUUGUUACUGAAUCUUGAAUAAAAACUCAAAAAUUUGUGUCCCAGUAUCUUUUUUGUCGAAAGUUACGUCAAAAAUGGGCAAAAGAGGUAAGAAUCCAGGUGCCGUAGAUCAAUGGUUAGAUACAUUGGGAUUGUACAGAAAAAAUGUAGCCUACGAUGAAACGUGUUUGUUUCGAGCAAUAAGCGAGCAACUACAUGACUGCCAAGUUCACCACGAGAGAGUUCGAAGGGACUGUUUAACGUUUGCCAGGCAAUACUAUAAGGAAUUAUCUGGUGAUUUCGAUUCUCCUGAAAAAUUCUUAGACCAUCUCGACAAAUUAGAAAAACACAUGGUUAUUUGUGGCAAUAUUGAACUCAAAAUUAUCAGUGCACGCUAUAAUCGAGGUGUUACAAUUUUUGAUGCGGCUAGUCAAAAAAUUUACAACUUGUCAGACGAAAAAUUUGAUAAGUCCUUUUUGUUAUGUAUCAUGGACAGAGAUCAUUAUGAUGUAGUAUAUAAUAAGGACCAUAUAUUGACGGCAGGUUUCUGUCAAUCUAUAGUAUAUAAAAUUCUUUACGAAGAUAUUUUUGGAAUUCAAAAUGUCGAUGACAUAGUUCACAAUAUGUUAUAUGAUAAAGGAAAUAUAAUUACUCAAGCGGAAUUAAUGAUGGAGAAAAAGAGGAUUAUCAAAGAAUCUGAAACCGAAGACUUAACAAACGAAGAAUUAGACGAAAAACUAUUUAAUAUUAACCCAAUUGCCAGUAUUGCACCUUUUCCGUUCAAGAUUGCGAAGGCUCUAGAUCCCAAUAUCUAUAGGAACAUUGAGUAUGACUCAUGGGGCGAGACAAGAAGAGAAUUACGCCUAGGGGAAUGGUAUUAUGGAGACGACAAACUUAUUCUGGGUACAAAAUGUAUUUUUAACGAUAUGAAUGGAGAUGAAAAAUAUGAAUGCUAUAUUCAGGAAAUGAUUAAAGACCAAAACCAAUGUGUUGUUUACAUCACAAAAUUAGCCCAGAAGCGUACCGUUAAUUAUACUGAUUUAUCUCCAGAAGAUGAUGCUAAACCUUGGCCGUUACCGUACAGGUUCUCAAAAAGCGUUGUCAUCACUCCUACUAGUCCCACAUCGGAUAGAAAUAAUUCUAAAACAAAAAAGAGAAACACUAAAGAAAAGAAGAGAACUAAAAGUGAGAGCAGUGUAAUGUCUGCCGGAGCUGUAGUGAAGCAUGAACCAAUUGAAAACAUAGAGGCAUACGUAGGAAUUCCCUUGCAAAUGCAAAGUCAAAAUACUACAGAGAAUAUCAGCUUCACUCAAACAGAACCAUUAUCCGAGGGUAUAGGUGAACUAACUGGUUCUCAAGACGUGGUUGCUACUAUUGAAAGGGAAAAUGAAACUUCAGACAAUGCAACUUGGUGUCAAAGCGGAUAUCAUUGGCCACAAUAUAUGACUCCGGCUGGUGAUCCGUUCAUUUGGCCUACACAUUCUGAUCAUAACCAAAGUAUGUACAAUUAUAACAUGAAACCCAUGGUAGCCUCUGCCCCUGUUACUCCCAGUGUUAUACCUUAUCACGAUGUAAAUUAUCCAUACUAUUACAACUAUCACGUAGAAGCCACCCAAAGUUAUCCACAGUGGUCAUCUCCGCCUUUUGAGUUACAAGCUCCUCCACCACCAAAGAAUCAACAAAAAGUGCAAGAACAAGAAAAUAUAGAAGUUCUUCAAAACUACCACGAAACGCCACAACACAUGCUUAAGGUUGAAGUAAAUAACAACUGUGAUCCUAAAAUGACAGAUUCACGAUUGUCAGAGAAUCUCAUGGUUAAUUAUGUACAACAACCAGAAACGCCGAUUGCGACAGAGAGGCCUGUAGUUAAUUAUGCCGCACAAGGGGAAAUGGGUGUUUAUGCACAACAUGGUAAUCCUUGUACUCCAGUGGAAAUGUAUCCGACGAUGUCACCUGUUUUACAGAUGCCUCAGAUGCCACCAGGUACUCCUAUAUUGUAUUCAUCAACAACAGCCUUAACGCCGGAAAUCACUGAAGUAUUGGUUCCAACGACUCCUGUAAUAUAUACUCCAUCUGUAGAAGUUUCAUAUGUACAGCCAACACAUUAUAUUUAUCCACCUACACCACCUCCCUCAUGGUAUGCUUCUCCUGUGACAACUCAAGGAUUUAUUUUUCCUCAAAGGCCAUAGGAAUUUCAAAAUGCAAGUUGAAUCAGUUUGUUAAACAAAUUGGUCUUGUGUCUUUACUUAUAGGCACGGGAAAUAAUUUUGAUAGUAUUUUAGUAAUAAUAAACAUAUAUGUUGUUAAACGAAAAACUGUUAACAGUAUUAAC